Messenger RNA from Myiozetetes cayanensis, 375 nucleotides. Its product is annotated as dynein light chain Tctex-type 3-like. The record is from RefSeq and is a predicted model, not a curated record. The transcript has a single exon. Lineage: Eukaryota; Metazoa; Chordata; Aves; Passeriformes; Tyrannidae. The annotation marks the transcript as partial. Gene Ontology annotation, cellular component: cytoplasmic dynein complex; cytoplasm; kinetochore. Gene Ontology annotation, biological process: microtubule-based movement. Gene Ontology annotation, molecular function: dynein intermediate chain binding.
UCCUAUUACAGCUCCCCUUUUCCUUCUGUGGUAGUAAGAUGGACAAACAACAAGAUUAUCUUCUGUGCUGAUGAGGCCCACAAUAUAGUUAAGGAGUGCACAGAAGGCGUUUUAGGCAAGGCAGAUUAUAAUCACCAUCAAGUCAACCAGUGGCCUGCUGCUAUAGUGGAACAGUCACUGACACAUCUGGUGAAACUUGGAAAAACAUACAAGUACAUAGUUACCUGUGCAGUGAUGCAGAGGAGUGGAGCUGGUCUUCACACAGCAAGCUCAUGCUUCUGGGAUACCACAACAGAUGGAACCUGCACAGUAAGAUGGGAAAAACAAGCAAUGAACUGCAUUGCCAAUGUGCUUGCUGCUGCUAUUAUCCUGUAG